Messenger RNA from Dunckerocampus dactyliophorus (ringed pipefish), 1912 nucleotides. It is a transcript of the gene chrnb3a, whose product is annotated as cholinergic receptor nicotinic beta 3 subunit a. Lineage: Eukaryota; Metazoa; Chordata; Actinopteri; Syngnathiformes; Syngnathidae. Gene Ontology annotation, biological process: chemical synaptic transmission; monoatomic ion transmembrane transport; signal transduction. The coding region runs from base 504 to 1682 and encodes 392 amino acids. Gene Ontology annotation, molecular function: transmembrane signaling receptor activity; acetylcholine-gated monoatomic cation-selective channel activity. Gene Ontology annotation, cellular component: neuron projection; postsynaptic membrane; synapse. The transcript has 9 exons. The record is from RefSeq and is a predicted model, not a curated record.
CCUCUCCUCACCCCGAGUCGCUGGCAAAGAGACGCUGUGGCGAACAAAACAUCACAACAUCCGUUCUUCCCCCGCCUGUUGGUGAUUUGUAGUGAACAUUAAGGCAGAGGCUCGGCUUGUUUUCGGGAGAAUGCUUUGAAAUUGUGGACGAUCUGUGAAUGUUGGUGAAGGAUGAGGAUGAAGUUUAUGAUGACGUGGUUGCUGCUGGCUGCUGUACAAGAAGAAUCCACCCCCUCCCCACGAGCUAACACGCACAACAGUCCAAGCAAUAUGAUGCCCUUCACCUCUCAGUUUAAUCAACAACACACACACACAUCGUCAAAGAGGCUGCAGCUCAGGAUGUCUUUGUCUCGCUGGCUGAGUUGGAAGAUUCCUUACUGAGGAACCUGUUCCGAGGCUACCAGAAGUGGGUCCGGCCUGUCCAGCAUGCCAAUGACACCAUUACUGUGCGCUUUGGACUAAAGAUCUCACAACUGGUGGAUGUGGAUGAAAAGAACCAACUGAUGACGACAAAUGUCUGGCUUUGGCAGGAAUGGGUUGACGUCAAGCUAAUGUGGAAUCCAGAUGAAUAUGGAGGUAUUACGUCCAUCCGGGUACCUUCAGAGACAAUAUGGCUGCCAGACAUUGUUCUGUAUGAAAAUGCUGAUGGUCGCUUUGAGGGUUCCCUGAUGACCAAAGCCAUCGUUCGCUGGGACGGGACGAUCACGUGGACGCCACCAGCCAGCUACAAGUCUUCCUGCACCAUGGACGUCACCUUCUUCCCCUUUGAUCGCCAAAACUGUUCCAUGAAAUUUGGCUCCUGGACUUACGAUGGAAAUAUGGUGGAUCUGGUUCUUGUGGACUAUUAUGUGGAUCGCAAAGACUUCUUUGAUAAUGGCGAGUGGGAGAUCCUCAAUGCAACAGGAAUGAAGGGAAGCAGGAGGGACGGGGUGUACUGGUACCCCUUUGUAACUUACUCCUUCAUCCUCAAGAGGUUGCCCUUGUUCUACACCCUCUUCCUCAUCAUCCCGUGCCUCGGUCUGUCCUUUCUGACUGUCCUGGUCUUUUAUUUACCAUCAGAUGAAGGAGAGAAACUGUCGCUUUCCACAUCUGUCUUGGUGUCACUCACUGUCUUCCUCCUGGUCAUAGAGGAAAUCAUCCCUUCAUCCUCCAAGGUGAUCCCACUAAUCGGAGAAUACUUGCUCUUCAUCAUGAUCUUUGUCACCUUUUCCAUCAUUGUCACUGUCUUCGUCAUUAAUGUCCAUCAUCGCUCUUCAGCAACCUACCACCCCAUGGCCCCGUGGGUGAAGAGCCUCUUCCUGCAGAGGCUGCCCAGGCUGCUGUGUAUGCGGGGACACACAGACAGAUACCACUACUGGGAUACUGAGAUGAGCCGCUCUGAGUCAAAGCCUCGUAGAGGCGUGGGAAAGAGGGGGGCUCCCGGACACCAGAGAGGGCCUCUCGGAGGAAAGGAGGAAGAGAAUGAAGCCUGGCUCGCCAUGCUGGAAAAUGCCACACAUUCAGUUCGCUACAUCAGCCAUCACAUCAAAAAGGAGCACUUCAUACGAGAGGUUGUACAAGACUGGAAGUUUGUGGCUCAAGUGCUGGAUAGGAUUUUCCUGUGGGCCUUCCUCACGGUGUCAAUACUAGGAACAGUCCUCAUCUUCACACCCGCCCUGCAGAUGUACCUCAGCUCACCCUAAUGAACUUAUACUUGCAAAUACCCAAUACAACAUUGAAACUUGCCAUUUAUGAAGUGUUAAGAGCAUGCAGAGAAAUGCAAAGGACAAAGCAAUAAGCAGGUGGAAGUAGCUCGUAGGAUUUAAACAACCACUUUGGUAUUCAGUAUGUGUCCAUGUAGUAGUACUUCAUAACUUCUUUUGUGUCCAAUACAGCAUGCUGCAUUCAAUAUCUUGUCAUAAUGAAUGAAUAA